Clonostachys solani is the source of this 6393-nucleotide messenger RNA. Lineage: Eukaryota; Fungi; Ascomycota; Sordariomycetes; Hypocreales; Bionectriaceae. The record is from the annotation of a GenBank genome assembly.
AUGUCCACGGACGAGACUCUGAGCGAUGCUGUUGUCCUCGGACAAGACGACAUAAGUGACUUCAACGAACAGGGCAUUCUCCCUGUGCCGGACGAGACCAAGGCUAAGAUCCGCGAGUGGCUGCAAGCAACACCCUACAGCGCCCAAAAUGGAGAAUACGAUAAGCAUCGGCUAUCCCACCUCGAGGGCACAGGAGAUUGGCUCCUCGAUUCAAAGCCCUUCACUACAUGGCAUGGAUCGGAAGAUCAAGGCUUGCUCUGGAUCAGGGGAAUCCCCGGCUCUGGGAAAUCCGUCAUCGCUGCCGAUCUAAUCAAAAGGCUUUCCAAAGAGAACGCUCCUGUGCUGUAUUUCUUCUUUCGGCAGAUCAUUGAAGCCAACCAUGCUCCCGACUCUUUGCUCCGAGACUGGCUACAUCAGAUCCUGCAGCACAGUCCCCCACUACAAGUAAAGAUUGAAGAGGACUACCUUCAGCCAAAGCGAGAACUAUCCAGUGUGGCAAUGGCUACCCUCUGGAAGGAUCUCAAACUUGCCCUAUCGAGUCUCCCCAAAGUUUAUUGCGUCGUUGACGCACUAGAUGAGAUGGACGAGGACAACGAUGGCUUUCUCGAGGCUCUGGCCGAGCUGGCUCAAUGGCGACCCUCGAAUGUGAAAGUCAUCAUGACCAGCCGUCCUCUCAGUAGAUUAGAGCGACCGCUACGUCGGAUGCCAAUAAUUCAUCUAAGGCUAGAGGAAACAUUCGUGGAUAUAGACAUUGCCACAUAUGUCGCUCAUCGCCUGCAAAGUUCAGCAGGUCGUAUUUCGGAGAGUGACCAGGAGAUCAUCAGGCAAGCAGUCCCAGGAAAAGCGAAUGGGCUUUUCUUAUACGCCAAGCUGGCCAUGGAUUCCUUCCUCAAAGAAGGCGCAGAUGUCAAACAAGUCUUGACUAUGCUGCCGGCAGACUUGAAUAUCAUGUACACCGAUCUCCUCCAGGAACACGCUAUGAGAUCCGGGGUACCUCAUGAUUUACAAAUUUUGAUUCUGUCUUGCGUGACACAUGCCACCUAUCCCCUGCGGCUUCUGGAAGUCGCUGAGAUGGUCAACGUGACCCAGAAUAUUUCACUCAAAGAAGAUCUCAGGGGAGACCUCAAAGCAAUCAAGAAGCUUGUUCGAGACGCAUGCGGCCCCCUUAUUGAGGUUCUUCCAGAUGAGACACUAUGUGUUAUCCAUCAUUCUUUGACCGAGUUUCUAACUGGGUCUACUCGCGGAAGGGAGGACGACGAGGCGACAUUUCCAAUUUUGGAUCCUGGCUCAACCAACGUCCGCCUUGCCGAGGCCUGCAUACAUUAUAUCCUACGUUCCGAAUGUCUGAAGUCCCCGCUGAUAGUCGACUACAGGGUGGGAUCUCCCGAUCCCGAACCCCCCGCACCCAAGGACAAGGGACCGCUCCUAGCGAGCAGUGAAAUACGAUCCAAGUUCCCAUUCUUACAAUAUUCGCUUGAAAACUGGCAUGUCCAUAUCCGACGAGCGGAGAUGAAUGUGGAGUUGCCGGAAACUCUAAUGCUGGGCCUCGAUGAACUUAUCACUGAGGAAACACUGACCAGAUUGGAGCGUUUGCAUAACAAACAUCUUCCGCAAAAAUCCUUGGUAUAUAAGGUAGCUGCACUAGGUUUGACCCAAUACCUGACCAAGCUCAUAAAGGAGAGGCAUAUGAAACCCGACGAGUUCGGUGAUGAAGACAACUCGCCCUUGGUCGCUGCUGUUGAAGCUGGGCAUGCAUCAACCGUGAAGCAAUUGCUCGCAUUCGGUGCGAGGGCCGAGUUCAACAUAAAGCCCAAUGGCCACACGCCUCUCCACAAGGCCGCGUUAUUGAACCAUGGGGAAUUGGUCGAACUUUUAUUGCAGGCUGGUGCUGACCCGCUGGCUCCCAAGACAGAAGAAGAUGCCGGCUGUUAUCCCCCUUCAUCUAAAGGCCAGACUCCUCUCAUGUAUGCAACUCUGUAUGGGCUUGAAUCCGCAACUAGUGGUUUCGUUCGUCACCUCAAAGAUGCCGCCAGUGUGAACAAGGGAUUGGCUUGGGCCGCGUUGAGCGGCAACCCUGCGGUCGUCCAAACCAUGCUCACGCAUCCACUUGCCGAUGUGAAUGCGAUUAUUGAAGGGAACACUCCAUUGUUUCUAGCCGGACGAGCCGCCGAUCCCAAAACCAUGAUUCUUUUACUGGAAGCAGGGGCUGACGCAAGUAUCAUGUCAUGGGGAGGCGACCCGAACCACAGUUUGUACCUCGACAAGGUCAACGAGCCUUACUACUCGUUUACUGGUUACAAUGCCCUGCAUGCUCUCUGCGGUGCGUUUGAUUCAGUUCCCAAAGGAUACGAUAGAUCUCGUGCUGAGGCCGAAUCUCACAAGUUACGCUCAAAGACAUUCCGUCCGCCAGCUGAGAAGUUUGACUCCGAGUCCAUCAAAAGACUGACAACUCUCCUGCUUGAACGUAGAAUUGAUGUCGAUGGUAUUGAUGAAGAAGGCAAGACACCUUUGCUAUAUGCUGCGCAAUGUCGGCCUUCCAUGGUCAAAUACCUGCUAGACGCAGGUGCCGAUUCAGGUUUUAGAGACCGUGACGGAAAGAACGCCUUCCAUGGGUGCAAAGAUGUUCAAGUCUUGCAGCUUCUCGCGAAAGAAGGAAAAGCGAAUAUCAAUCAAGAAUCAUUUACCUGGAGAUUGACUCCUUUUCUUUCAGCCAUGGUCCGCGGAACCACACCCGAUCUCAUUAAGAUGCUUGUUUCCCUCGGCGCUGAUGUGACGAGUGUGGGCUUAGACGGAAAGGGGGCUUGGCAUCAGCUCCUGAAUGAUUUCAUAUUAGAUAAAAACGAGGCAGGUUACAACAUACUAGACCUCAUUGACGCGCUCGUUGGGGCAGGGGUGCCUCUCAACACGCAGGACAACGAGGGGAAGACUCCACUCCAAGCAAUGCCACGCCGAUAUCACGACUUGCUGCCUCGAAUAUACUCCAGACUGAUUAAAGCCGGCGCAAGAAUAGACAUAAGGGAGCAUAGCGGUCGCACUCUUCUGUUUCACGCUGUUCAGUUAGGAAAUAUCGAGCUGGUCCAGAUCCUCCUCCAUGCUGGUGCUGACUCGUCUGUCCGUGACAAGCAAGGGCGAAAUCUCUAUUUCGUCUGUAAAUAUACGGACCCCUCGACAAACAUUGUUGGCAAAGAGCUCAUAGACGCAAAAAUGGUCAAUUUUCUGAGGAAUAUUGGCGUCGACCCUACAAUUCGCGACAACGAGGGCGUUCUCGCCCUUCCAUCGGCGCGAGAUAUGCCCGACAACCAUGGCCGAAUAAGUUUGCACUAUGAGUUUUACGACGACCGAGACCCACUACAAGAGCCUCUUGAUGCAUAUCAAGAUGUUGAUCUCAAAGAUUAUGAUGGUGUAAGACCUCUACAUAUCGCUUGCAAGUCAUCAGAACAGCUGGUAGCCAAGUUGCUGGCAGCCGGUGCUAGCCCCACGGAACCAACGCACAUGGGAAUGACCCCGUUGCAUAUCGCCUGCCGCUUUCGACAAUCAAACAUUGUCGGUAUACUUUUGGAAGAAAUCGAAGCUAAAAGCGGGAAACAGGGACUCUCUUCCCAUCUCAACACCGCGUGGAGGCAGGUGCCAGACGACUGGGGGGCCGAGCACAAGGCAGUGCCUCCGAUUUUGUUUCUAGCCUGUUCUUCAGGCGUCCCCGAGACGGUUUCUCUACUUCUCAACGCGGGUGCUGAUCCGAAUUUGUGGUUUGGUGACCGCGAGGAGGGAUCAUGCUUAACGUGGUGCUUGAAGUACGAGUCGGAAGAGAAGCUAUGGAAGAACUUUCGCCAUCAGCCGGGUGGCGAGCCAAGACUCAGCUUAAACUUCUUCGGAUUAAGUAUGAAGGAUGACUGCGGAAGAAUUUAUGAGUUUCCAGAACGACAGGAAAAUAAACUUGCAGAUGUCCUGGACUUGUUGCAGGAGCACGGGCUAGAUCUGAUGGCCAUGGGAAAGCAAGAACGAAUGCCAAAGCUGGACUACGCCAUCGCGAACUGGAAGAGUGGAGAUUACGCUCUCGAGUGUCUUCUUCGUUUGAGACAGCGUCUAACAGGACAAGCUGAGACUCAAGCCCCGGACAGCGACGACCCGUGGCCCAAUCCAGAUGGAUAUGUUGAAGCCCUGGUGAAAACAAGGGGAUCCAUAGACGCCUCUCCUACGACAGUCGACAAAAUCAGAACUGAAGCCGACUUCAAACCGUCAUUCCGGGUAGUUUCCGCAAUCUACCGACAAGCUGCCUUGAGGGAAGCUUUCAUGAGAACGAGGCCGUGGGAUGAGCCAGAGGUACUUCACGAUCUAUUGGACAACCAUCAAUGGGGGCUAGUUGACUACUGGGCUCGUAAUGACCCUAACUUCUAUGAUAUGAAGUUCAAAAGAACGUGCAAUAUCUCUGUCCUCGUGGCAGGCGGACACCUUCAGCUUGUCCGCCAACUUCUCUCGCGUGAACGAAUCAGAGACAUGAAGCUGAAGCACAGAGCCCUAUUUGAUUCUACAGGGCCCCCAGAAUCCUGUGGGAUCAUCCCUAAUAUUAUCAAGCCCUUGCUAUUGGGAGCUUGUAGGGCGGUAAGGGGGAACAUGCCCAUGCUACGUUAUCUUGUCGAGGACUUGAGCGCAGAUGUGAACAUCCAGGAUGUGAGGAUAAUAGGGAAUGAUGAAGACCCACACUAUACAAAGGGGACCAGCCCACUACACAUCAUGGCUUCAAGGGCGACAUGGUGGCAGUCCGCUGAAGGCCUGCAAUAUCUGAUCGACCAUGGCGCAGAUGUCCACUCGAGGGACCAUAGAGGCCGAACUCCUCUUCUUCGAGCAGUUGGAAAACUUUGGAAGAUGCCUCAUGACCGGUCCAAUUUAUAUCGAAGUUUGAAGAUUUUGACGCAGUCUGGUGCUGAUGUUAACGCGACCGAUUCAGCCGGGAAUAGCUGUCUUUCACUCGUGGCGGACGACAAGGUUGCCACCGACAUUCUCAUCAAGGCAGGGGCAAGAGUAACGCCGGUCACUGUUUUUGAGGCCAUCACCAUCAACUAUAACAAAGGUUAUAAAUUACCAAGUCUCGAGGAUUUGGAAGCCUUGAUUACCGCAAUAGGUGCCAAUGCCCGCAUGCCAGGACCUGAGGAUGGUGGGCCUACACCGACAGCAAGGAACAUAGAACCUCAGGAGCAGUUUCUGUUAUACGUCGCUGCAUGGAGAAACCCUGAUGAAAACUAUUCCAUACAGGUUACAGAAACCGAUGAUGAAGUACGAAAGCGGCAUAUGCCUCUGAUUCAGCUGCUGCUCAACCUCGGUGCCAACCCAUUCGCAACCUUUCGAAUGCGCCCCGAAUGGGACCUGCCCGCAGAGGAGGUGACACUCCUCCACUAUCUUUUAGAAGAGGGAGGCUUCGUCGAACAAAUCCUGGAUCUCCCUGGUCUUGACCUAGAAAGAAGAGACCAAAAGGGUCGUACGGUGCUACUAUCUGCAUGCCGCAGUAAGGUUGGACCAGACAUGGAUAUCGAUGCUCUAAACGAGCUGUUCACAGAACGAUUGCCGAGCUGCGUUCCGCAAAGAGGCAGGCUCUCCAUUUUCAAGACCCUUGAGGAUAAAGGAGCAUGCCUGACAGCCCGGGACAACGAGGGCAAAAACGCGCUCCAUCAUAUACUUGAAGCAAAUCGUGGGGGCGGCCAUGCGGCGAUUCAGACACUCAUAACGCGCCACCCAGAGCUUGCUUCCCAGACGGAUACCGAGGGGCGGGCUCCAAUCUACUACGCGCUCUCGAGAUGCAAUAAUGUCUAUUUCAACCCGGACUUUCGAUCUGUUGCAAUGCUCCUUGACGCGGGUGUGGAUCCUACUUUUGUAGAUCACGACGGAAAUACGGCGUUGCAUCUUUUCGGCACCUCGAUGGGUCGUGUCGAAGAAUCUGGCAUUAGCCCGCGGGAUCUGUUCAAGCGACUAUUGUCAUUUGGGCUGUCCGUGAACGCGGUUAACAAUGAAGGAGAGACACCCAUCUUCUACUUCCUACAGGGUCAGGGGUCAAAGAAGGAGGUGAAAGACGUGAGGAGAGAAAUGGAUGCACAAACGGAAGCCUUGGAGGCUCUGGCUGAUGCCGGUGCUGAAUUUUCGGUUACAAACAGCUCUGGAGACACCUUGUUGCAUGUCGUCAGUUCCACACAAAAGCCCUCAGAGCAGGCAUCAGAGCAGGCACAUAUUAGCGAGCUGAUGGUUUCGAGGUUUCGGUGGCUACUCGAAAAAGGGGUUGAUCCAAUGGCUGAGAAUGACCGCCAACAGACUUGUCUGGACAUCGCUUCUGCCAGCGGCAAUGAAGCUAUUUUAAGUCUUUUCGAGCACGGACCUGAGACUUCGAAGCGGCGCAGAAUGGCCUAA